AUGGAUGUAUUGGUUAAAUCACCUUCGCCUACUCACAGUGGUGAAGCUGUUCUUCAUAAUUUACAAACCACUCCACAAGAAAAUCAAGACAGAUUGAUUGUCGCUGAAGUAAUGACUAAAUUUUCUCAAUACGCCUAUAAAUCAGAACGGGGUGUAUCUCCUAAACAGAAAUAUGUCAGUGACAAACCUUCUCUCACUGAAAAAGUGGCAAGUUCUCUCCCACUGAAAAAGAGAAAGGUUGCCGAUUCCGUCUUAACUGAUUCUGAGACUCAAAGCCCAGUACCUCCAACAUUUUCGGUAACUGCUGAGGAUUCUUCUCGAUUAAAAUCGAUUUCUCAACAUGCAGAACAAUGUAUCAAAGAUCGCAGUAUUUUCAUAGUGUCUCCUUCAGAUGUGCCUAAAUUUAUGAAGACGGUGUCAUCAGUUCAAUGGGAAGACUCUACGAGCCAUCACCUGACAAAAAGUAUUCAGACUGCAUUACAUCAAGAUGAAGAUGGUGACUUGCCUUUACAUAUUGCUGUUGUUCAAAAAGACAUCAAAAUGGUCAGCUUAUAUGGAAUGUUGAUUCAACGUGCAGGGAAGUCUGUUGACCGGUUUAACAAAAAGAAUCUUACACCUUUACAUCUGUGUGUGAAAGUGAAAUUCCUUGAAGGAUUAAAAAAACUAAUCCAGAUGGGUGCUGAUGUGAACACGUUAGAUGGAAAUGGACAAUCAGCUCUACAUAUUGCAGUUUCUAAUUCUGACCUUGAAUGUUUUGAUUUCCUGUUGCAGCAAUGUAAUAUUCAUUUGAAGGAUACAAAAAUGAAACCCAAUCUGAACAGUCAUGACUAUAAAGGUGUGACUCUUCUUCAUACUGCAGUAAAUAAUAACAGCAUUGAACUAAUUAAAAGAUUGUUACAGGCAGGAGCUGAACUUGAUUCAAUUGAUUUCAAAAGUGGUCGCACACCAUUGUUUCAUGCAGUUGAAAACAAGAACAUUAAAAUUGUUGAAUUGCUCCUUGAGAAAAAAGCUUCUGUUGACAUUCCAAAUUUUGCAGGAAAUACUGCCUUUUUGGCUGCAAAUGCACGUGGUUAUCAUGACAUUUCUAAACUUUUGGCUGAAAAUGGUGCUGAUACAAGAGGCUUAAUGGGGCCUGAAGAAUUAAUUUCUUACCCAAAGACAUCAGCUGUCAAGAGUCAGUUGAAAAACAAAUUGGUUUCAGGCAAAACCAGUCCAGUCUUACAAGAAACUUAG
Messenger RNA from Acanthosepion pharaonis, 1233 nucleotides. NCBI's taxonomy places the organism in Eukaryota, Metazoa, Mollusca, Cephalopoda, Sepiida, Sepiidae. The record is from the annotation of a GenBank genome assembly.